UAAAUACUAACAAUAAUUGAAUAAUAAAUAAAUCCUGGUAAGACAGGCGGAUAAAGCAAUAAAACAUACGAAUUUUGUACUCAAAGCCAUCGACUUCAAAGUUCAAAUAUAGUAAUAAGAUGCCCAAAUGUCCCCGUCAACCGACUCGCGGUGCAGAUUCGAUCGAGAUGAGCGAACCCCGUCCCUGUGUUUAUUCAAUGUUCGGACUUGUGUAGACUAGUGUGGGGUAUUAAUGUAUUUUUAUAUAAGGGUUGCGCUUGCUCUGCCGGCCGGGAAUAUUUGCAGGGCAUGCGCACCGUCUGUUCGCGCAGACGCGAAUCAAAUCAUUUCGCACGACCCCGAUACACGCAGUACGCACCAAUCACAUAAUAAUAAUUAAGUAAAGCGCUACAGACUUCGCGGAACCAUAAUAAUGUGUUGUAGAUAAUGUAAAAUGUAAAUUGUAAUAUAAAUAUAUCAUCGCUCGUCAUCAAUCGCAUAUCCAAUAAUCUUUUUUUUAAGAUCAUCACAACGAAUAGUAUUUCGUAGUAGCGUAGUGUUCGAGUUUAUUGUCGUCAUUGUCCCGCGAGAUAAAUAAUAAAAUAUUAAAUAAUUGUAUUUAAAUAUAUAAUACUAACAACAGCGGUUUUUUUUAUUUACGUCUACCGCAAAUGAAUGAUUUAGUAUUUAUAUUCAUCUGAAGAAAAAUGUGAACGCACAUCAACAUUAGCGAUGGCAAUCACGACGAAAACAUUGUUUACUCUCGGCGCUUCUCCGUUUACGACUGUCGUCAUGACGGUCGACGGUAAGCGCUGCGUUGUUGCUGUUGCCGCGGGUUUGUGAGACAGGGGAUGCGGCUGGUCGGUGUUCGCGCGCCAGGCGGAUACGGUUCGACGUCAACGAUCUCGUUUCGUUCUUAUGGAGCAAGUCAAAGAAUUACCCGCGUGUCGUAGACCGUAGUCGCUUCUCGGCCGCGGCCGAGGCCGAGUUUGCUACGAAUCGUGUCCACUGCUUUCUUAUAGAACGACCCAAGUGAUUCAAUGAUGAAAAUUCGAGUCCGUUUGUUGCUGCUUUUGCUCAUUAGUGCUCUUACCUUGUUCAUAGUAUUUUUCAUUAUCGAUGAAAAACCAAACAACGUAGACGUCAAAGUCGACAAGUAUUAUAGUCAAAAAUUUAAACCACCAAUCCAUUUCAAGCCUGUAAAACAACAGUAUAUAAUACAUCCACCUCACGUAGAACGUACAUUACCAAAUCGAAGUGGAAUUUUUCCUAGAGACGCAGUUUGGCAAAAAGUCCAAUCAACAAAGUACAAAUUUUUCAUGUAUUCAGCAUAUUUGGAUACAAGAAUAAAAUCUGAUGGUCCAUUGGUACGAAUAAUUGGUGCCACUAAAACUCGAAAACCAGAUCAAGUUUGGUGUAGAUUAUGGUAUGCAAAUAGUUCUAAGACUGUUUCAGCAUUUGUGAAAGCAAUUCGUGAAAACUGGAAUCUAAAGUAUAGUGCAGUAUUUGUAUUAUGCAAAUUACCACAAGAUGGAAACUAUCCACUAAGCGUAUCUAUUGUAUCCCAUAUUAAUGAUCCUAUUACUAAUGAAAUACUGAUUCAAAUGCCCAAACCAACUAAUCAACUCAAGACUGAUAUAGAAAUUUGUGUUAAACCAUUGCAUUAUUAUUAUGAUCGAGCCAUACAACUUAUGGAAUUUGUAGAACUAAAUUAUUUACUUGGAAUUGGACACUUUACAUUUUAUAAAAACACUGUUGGGCCAAAUGUUGGAUGUGUUUUGGAUCGUUACAUAAAAGACAAUUUGGUGUCUGUUUUACCUUGGCAGUUAGAUAUGGUGUCCAAGGAAGAGAUUAGAACUGAAGGAAUGUUUGCUGCAUUUAAUGAUUGUUUGUAUAGAAAUAUGUUUCAAUCAAAAUAUGUGGCAUUUUUAGACAUUGAUGAAAUUAUUGUUCCUAAACAAAAUGAUACAUUAAUCAAAUUAAUCAAUUGGUUAAACAUUUAUCAAACUCCAGCUGCUUAUUCAUUCCGUAAUGCAUUCUUCUACAUGCAAUGGGCUGAUGAUGACUCAUUACCAUUAGAUCAGAAUCCAUUUCAUUCAAAUCUUAUUGUAUUACGUAAAACACGGCGUAAGACUAAAUUGCAUCCACAUAAACAACGUUCAAAAUAUAUAUGUGAUCCACAACGAAUAGUAGAAGUUGGAAAUCAUUUUAUCUGGGAGUUUUUAAAUCCUAGUGAUGGAACAUUUUAUUUUACCCCGGAACAUGCAAUACUUCAUCAUUAUAGGGUCUGUGAGUAUGGCGGGAAUGAUUGUGUAACUGCUGACUCUACAGUGGACCGCACAGUGUAUAGGUAUAGAAAAAAUUUGGUUGACAGAAUAACAAAUACUCUUGGAAACUUGGACUCAAAUUGUCUAAUAGAAGCUCAAGCAAACACUAAUGAAACAAUGUACUUCUCAAAUUGAUUUUUCUUGAUAACAUUUCAUUUUCAUAAAGUGUGCUUCCAAUAAUUUAUUAAAUAUAUUUGUUUUGAACAGGGUGAAUUAAACCUUUUAAAUAUGUAUAAUACAUAUUAAUGUUGUGUGAAAUGUAUGUAAUUUAUUGGUCAAGAGUAUAUUAACUCUAAACAAUAUUUUAAAUAGAAAAAAAUAUAUCAUACUCUAUACUUAACAUGUAAAAAAAAAUAUAAGUGAAUACAAAUAAAAA
Rhopalosiphum padi (bird cherry-oat aphid) is the source of this 2682-nucleotide messenger RNA. Its product is annotated as beta-1,4-galactosyltransferase galt-1-like. The transcript has 6 exons. NCBI's taxonomy places the organism in Eukaryota, Metazoa, Arthropoda, Insecta, Hemiptera, Aphididae. Bases 1020 to 2441 code for a protein of 473 amino acids. The record is from RefSeq and is a predicted model, not a curated record.